This is a messenger RNA of Aspergillus viridinutans, 1158 nucleotides long. RefSeq lists its product as uncharacterized. Gene Ontology annotation, molecular function: polygalacturonase activity. The coding region runs from base 1 to 1158 and encodes 385 amino acids. Lineage: Eukaryota; Fungi; Ascomycota; Eurotiomycetes; Eurotiales; Aspergillaceae. The record is from RefSeq and is a predicted model, not a curated record. The transcript is spliced from 3 exons. Gene Ontology annotation, biological process: carbohydrate metabolic process.
AUGUUGCCCAAGCUUUUUGGGGUGUCGACCAUCGCAGCAGGUCUCGUUUACCUCGCAGCCAGUGAGCCCAUUCGCCAUUCUAUUCCUGAUCGUGUCAAACUCAGUCCACAUGCUGCCACAUGCACUCCCAACGCAGGUGGCUCGCCCACUAUAGACGAUGUUCCGGCCAUCGACCAGCUCUCUUUCGCCGGCUGUAGUGGAUGCACCUUCAAAAUAUUGGGCGAGCUCUCUGUGUCGACGGACUUCAAUUACUGGAACGGCAAGGGUGAAAUCAUCCACCUGCAGGGCAUCACAGGUGCAAGGAUCACCGGAUCAGGGAUGAUUAAUGGUAAUGGCCAGGCAAGCUGGGAUUACUUCGCUAGCAACUCCUCCUACAAGCGCCCAUACUUGAUCCGGGUGGAUGACUCUAGCAACAUCCAGAUGAGCAGAAUUACUCUCAAGGAUGCGCCUAUGUUUCAUGUUGUGACCAGUGGCAACUCUAAAAAUGUUGUUUAUUCUGAUAUGAACCUCUACUCCGUAAGUAAUUCGUCCAAUGUCGCUCAUAACACAGACGGCUUCGACAUCGGCCCGGCCUCGUAUGUCACAGUUCAAAACACGCAAAUCACCAAUAAUGAUGACUGUGUUGUUCUCAAGCCUGGUGCUAGUUAUGUGACUGCCACUGGCAUAACCUGCGUUGGUUCACACGGCCUCUCCGUUGGCAGCUUAGCAGGAGGCGCGAACUCAGAUGACAUCGUAACAAACAGCAUCUUUAAGAACUGCACUAUGAGCGGUUCAACAAAAGCAGCAGGUAUCAAGUACUACCCCGGCGGAACGACGCACGGCACUGGAAUCGUCUCCAAUGUCACUUGGGAGGACAUCUUCUGCGACUCGUGCAACUACGCCAUCCAGAUUGAAACUUGUUACUCGUCAAACUCGACGUACUGCGCACAGUACCCAUCGACGGGGCAGAUUAGUGAUGUUGUCUUCUCUGGAUUUUCUGGCACCACAUCUGGCCACUACAAAGACGUCGUGGCUAAUAUCGACUGCUCCUCAGCCGGGACGUGUGGGAUGGUGAUUGGGGACUUCAGUGUCGUGGCGCCUGAUGAGGCAAGCAAGGUCCUCUGUACUAAUACCCCGAGCGAUCUCGGUGUCACUUGCACUGCGGGUGCUUCUGGAUAG